AUGCGCGAAGAGCGGAAAGAGCUUUCUGUUCGAUGUAAUAACCACCCGAACAGUACUGUGAUCAAACCGAACACUGAUAUUAGAGAAAAAUGUCUCCACUCACCUUUUUUUGGCUUCUUUGACGCCAUCAGCAAUGAGGUGGCCAACUACAAUAGAUCGCUCAGCCGUGUGCCUGGUUCUUCCGCUGUUGAAACCAAGCACGGCAAGAAGGACACCACGGACUGGUUCACGAAUGCCAGGAUCAUUCCGCCCGUGGAUGUCUUGGAACGGGAAAAAGAUUAUGAGGUGCACUUGAGCGUUCCAGGCAUCGUGGAUCAGGACAAAAUCAACAUCGAGUUCCACAGCGACCGCGGAGAGCUAGUUAUUUCUGGCGAGGUACCGACGAGCGAGGCAGAGGAGAACAAAAACAGGUGGCGCGUGCGGGAACGUGCCACUGGCAGCUUCAGACGCGUGAUCGGCUUGCCGGACAAGCCUGGCGUGGAUUCAGAGCGCAUCACAGCAGACUACAGACAUGGUAUUCUCACUCUGCGCGUACCCAAAUUAGAGCCUCGCGAGAGCCUGACAGUGUGCAGAAUCCAGAUUGGGCGCGGCAGCUCUAAGUGA
This is a messenger RNA of Eremothecium gossypii ATCC 10895, 603 nucleotides long. Its product is annotated as Hsp20/alpha crystallin family protein. Lineage: Eukaryota; Fungi; Ascomycota; Saccharomycetes; Saccharomycetales; Saccharomycetaceae. Gene Ontology annotation, biological process: protein folding; protein complex oligomerization; response to hydrogen peroxide. The record is from RefSeq and is marked provisional. The transcript has a single exon. Bases 1 to 603 code for a protein of 200 amino acids.